This is a messenger RNA of Hydra vulgaris (swiftwater hydra), 537 nucleotides long. Its product is annotated as ribonuclease kappa-B. Lineage: Eukaryota; Metazoa; Cnidaria; Hydrozoa; Anthoathecata; Hydridae. Gene Ontology annotation, biological process: nucleic acid metabolic process. The record is from RefSeq and is a predicted model, not a curated record. Gene Ontology annotation, molecular function: RNA endonuclease activity.
UUAACUUAGAAAAUUUGUUGUAGAUGUUUAAUUAUUAUAAAAAUAUUGUUUUGAUUUAAAUUUGUAUUAAAUUUUUGAUUACGUGUAAUAUAGGCACAUAAAUUUUAUGAUACAAAAGACCCUAAUUUUUUAAGAAGAAUCUUCAACUUUCAGGGUCUAAAGCAAAAUGAUUCAUAUUUGUGGACCAAAGCUUUCCAAUUGCUGUUUUGUUUUAAGCAUUUGGGGAAUAAUUAUGUUGAUUUUAAUGGGUAUCUUUUUCAAUAUUGAGUCAGUAGCUCUAAUUGAAGAUAUUCCAAGUACUGAUGAUGGUUACAGCCAAGCUUCUAAAAAUUGUUUUAUAGCAGCUGGAAUCUAUGUAGCAGUACUUAUAUUGUGUUGUUAUCAGAAAUGGGCAAUUUCAAAAGGCUACAAAAGAUAACUGGAAGUUUUACAUUCGUUACAUCACUUUAACAGCCGUAAUUUACUUUUGUAUAAAAAGAAUAUUUUUGUUUAUGUAGUAUAAAUGGAUUUUUAGUUAUUAAUUUUUUUUUUGUAUAA